This is a messenger RNA of Parasteatoda tepidariorum (common house spider), 5594 nucleotides long. RefSeq lists its product as uncharacterized. Gene Ontology annotation, molecular function: DNA-binding transcription factor activity, RNA polymerase II-specific. Gene Ontology annotation, biological process: regulation of transcription by RNA polymerase II. NCBI's taxonomy places the organism in Eukaryota, Metazoa, Arthropoda, Arachnida, Araneae, Theridiidae. Gene Ontology annotation, cellular component: nucleus. The record is from RefSeq and is a predicted model, not a curated record.
CGAUUUAACUAAUAGAAAAAGUCGCCUGGUCGAUUGAAAAAGGAAACCCAUUUAGUAGCCACCAGAAAGAUAGGACCUUUACUUCCUUUUUUCGGGUUCCUUAUAUCUGUGAUGAAAACAAAAUCGAUUCUUUUUCUAAAGCGAAUUUGAUAAAUCGAUUAACACAAUGAGUUGAUUAAAAUGUCGAUUCUUUCGUUAAGGUAGGAAAGAUAGGCAACCGGAAACGUUGACAACUCUCGCAACAAUAAAUGCACAUUGUUUGUGUUAUUAAAAUUCUUUGCUGAAAACUAUUUGAAAUAAUACUAUCUUGCUUAAACGGAAGAAGACUUUUGCAACAUAUGAGUAAAGAAAGGUUGAAUGAUAUUGUCUUUGAUUUGUACUUCACUUAAUGUGCUAUUUGAAUUUAGAAGAUUUAUUCCUACCUGGGGAUGAGAUGUAAUAAAACUCUAAUUUUUAAAGUUUAUAAGACUGCGUAUCCAAAAUCCUUAUUAAUGUAAAGUGAAUUGCACUUAUAGUUAUGGAAAAUCUAUAGAAUAUGCUUUAAAAAGCUUAUUUCCAUGCAGGAAUGAUAAAAUAACAUUUUCUUCGUGCUGACAGCAAAUAAAAUUCAAGCUGUGGGUGCCUAAAUGUUAAGAAGAAAAAAAAAUUGUAUUCUGUCCGAUUCAUAUUAUUAAUAAUCUAUUCAUGCAGUGUGUGUUAAAUGCUUCCUGGCAAAAAGAGAUAUUAUUAUUGAAGGCAAUGCCUUUCUGUUUUGGCAAUAACAUUCUUUGUUGUUAACACUGAGAAAAUAUAAAUUAUUUGCAGUUUAUGCAAUUUAAAAUUUGUAAAUAAAAUUAAAUUUUCUUGACCUUCUCAUAUGUAUAUUUAUCUAGAGGAGCAUGCAUUUAUCGUGUAUGAUAAAACAUUGAUACAAAAAUAAAUGAAAUCUAAUUUGAUAAUUUCAUGUCCACAAUAGUAAAGUAGCAAUACUGUUUAUUCAUAUUAAUUUUUGUAAGAAGUUUUUCUAAUAACAUUAAUUUUGCAGUGUGUCUAAGAAUGCAUUGAUUCAGAGUGUAUUAAUUUUAAAAGAAUCUUUUACAUAAAGCGGUUCAUUGUUUCUGCAGUUUUUUGUGUAAAAAAACAUAAAAUGAAAUUAUAUAAUUUAGUUUUGUAUGUAUGGUAAAAUAAAAAUAUUCUUAAAGUAAUGUUUGUAGGAAAAAAAAUUGCAUCUCAAUAUAAUAUAAAUUAACCUUUUCACAGAUCACCUAUUAUUAAAUCAUAUUCUUGUUAUAAAGUAAUCACAUUUCUACAGUAUUUUAUUUUGCUUAUUUAAAAAAAUUUAAUCAAAGUAAGUGAUUUGAUACAUUGUGGUCAUUUUUGUAAUAUGUGCUAUUGAAGGCCUCUUUGUGCUAUUAAAUAAAUUACUUUUGUUGUGAAAAUUAGUUUGAAUUAUUGCCAAUUAUUUUCAAUUAAUUGCUAUUAUUUUUCCAUUAUCUAAAUUAUAGCUAUUUGUAUCAAACAAAAAAGAAAGAAAAAGCAAAAUUUUUAUUUUAAACAGAAAAAUCUAUAUUUUAUCUAAUAUUUGUGUAUCUUCUGUUUGAAUAUCAUUGCAAAUUGGAUUUAUGUCUUCAUUUCUUGCAGCCUAUUUAUAAUUGUUAUUCUGGUGACCUAACUCAACUGAACAAAAUUUAUCUACCCUUGUGAUUCUUGCUAUAGUGACACAUGCAAAAUUGCUUAAAAACAAGAUUUUGCAAAGUAUUCUGAUAGUGUAGUGAUUUAAUUUUUAAAGCUUACAAAGAGAGACCCAUAGUUAAUACAGGUCAUAUAAACAAACAAAAGUCUUAUUUCUUGCAUUUCAGGUAAUUAGAAUUUUUCUUCAAACUAUUCACACUGCUAAGAGUCGUUAUUUGUACAGUUAGAGCAAAUAAAGUUUUUCCCAAAAAAGUAAACAUAUAGGUUUUUUCAUCCUGUAUCAUAACCUUAUUCUUGUAAUAUAUGUAACUAGAUUUUUUUCAAAAAGAAGUAGUCUGACUAAACACUGCAAAAUUCAUACUGGUGAGAAAUCCUAUUCUUGUAGUAUAUGUAAUAGGAGAUUUUCACAAAGAGAUCUUCUGUCUAAAUAAACACAAUCGUGUUCAUAUGGGUGAGAAGCCUUAUUUUUGUAGUAUUUGUAAUAGGAGUUUCUCUUAAAAAAGUAAAAUGACUGAACACAUUUCUGUUCAUACUGGUGAGAGACCUUAUUCUUGUAAUGUAUGCAAUAAGAGUUAUGCACAAAGAGGUCAACUGACUGUACACAGUCGUGUUCAUACUGGUGAGAAGCCUUAUUCUUGUAAUCUAUGUAAUAAGAGUUUUUCUGUUAGAGGUUAUCUAUAUAAGCACAUUCGUGUUCAUACUGGCGAGAAACCUUAUUCUUGUAGUAUAUGUAAUAAGAGAUUUUCAAAUGGAUCUAGUUUGACUCAACAUAGUCGUGUUCAUACUGGUGAAAAACCUUAUUCUUGUAGUAUAUGCAAUAAGAGAUUUUCUAGUAGAUCUUAUUUUAAUGAACAUAGUCGUGUUCAUACUGGUGAAAAACCUUAUUCUUGUGGUAUAUGUAAUAAGAGAUUUUUAAUGAGAAGAAGUUUGACUCUGCAUAGUCAUAUUCAUACUGGUGAAAAACAUUAUUCUUGUAGCGUAUGUAACAAGAGUUUUUCACGAGAAUGUCUACUGACUUUACACAAUCGUGUUCAUACCGGUGAGACACCUUAUUCUUGUAGUGUAUGUAAUAAGAGUUUUACACAAAAAAGUAUACUGACUGAACACAGUCGUGUUCAUACUGGAGAGAAGCCUUAUUCUUGUACUUCUUGUAAUAAGAGUUUCUCACAAAAAAGUACACUGAAUGAACACAUUCGUGUUCAUACUGGCGAGAAACCUUAUCCCUGUAGUAUAUGUAAUAAGAGAUUUUCUCAAAGAGUUAAUCUUUCUAAGCACAGUCUAGUUCAUACUGGUAUGAAACCUUAUUCUUGUAAUGUAUGUAAUAAGAGUUUUGCACAAAGAGGUCAACUUAUUGUACACAGUCGAGUUCAUACUAAUGAGAAACCUUAUUCUUGUAGUAUAUGUAGUAAGAGAUUUUCAAGUAGAGAUUAUGUGACUCAACAUAGUUCUGUUCAUACUGGUGAAAAACCUUAUUCUUGUCGUAUAUGUAAUAAGAGAUUUUCAAUACGAUCUAAUUUGACUGAACAUAGUCGUGUUCAUACUGGUGAAAAACAUUAUUCUUGUAGUAUAUGUAAUAGGAGAUUUUUAAAUGGAUCUAAUUUGACUCAACAUUAUCGUGUUCAUACUGGUGAAAAACCUUAUUCUUGUAGUGUAUGUAAUAAGAGUUUUUCACGAGGAGGUCUACUGACUGAACAUAGCCGUGUUCAUACUGGUGAGAAACCUUAUUCUUGUCAUAUAUGUAAUAAGAGUUUUUCUUAUAAAAGUUGUUUGUCUCAACACAGUCGUGUUCAUACUGGGGAGAAACCUUUUUCUUGUAGUAUAUGUAAUAGUAGUUUCUCACAAAAAAGUACUCUGACUUUACACAAUCGUGUUCAUACUGGUGAGAAGCCUUAUUCUUGUAGUAUAUGUAAUAAGAGUUUUUCACAGAGAAGUAAACUGACUAGACACGGUCAUGUUCAUACUGGAGUAUAGACCUUAUUCUUGUAAUAUAUGUUAUAAGAGUUUUUGACUAAUAGUUAUUCUAAGUAAGCACACUUGUGCUCAUACUGGAGAGAAACCUUUUCUUGCAAAAAGACUUUUUCAAGGGUGGUUUAUCUAACUCAUCACAUUCAUGUAGUACACACUGCUUCAGAAGUAUUUUAUUUCUCUUAGGUCAGGUUCCAUCAAACUUUUCGUAGCUGGUUAAAAACAUCAUUCUUAUAAUAUACAUGUAAGAGAUUUUUUCUUCAUAAAUCUGAUGUUUGUGUUUGCACUGGUUAGAAACUUUUUUGUUGUGCCUUAACGUAAUAAGAGUUUUUGUAGCUUGACUAAAUACAGUGUUGUCCUGCUAGGGACACAGCAUAUCUUUGAAGUAUGUGAUCAAGUAUUUUUUUUUUUUAAAUAAUACUGAUUUAAAUAUUUACACAUGUUUAUACUGGUUGAGUAACCCUAUUCUUUUAGCGUCUGUAAUAAGUGUCUCUCAACAAGAGCUAAUCGUAGUUUUGUAGACCCUGCUAAGAAACCUUAUUUUUGUCGCACUUGUCAGAAGAAUUUUUCUAAUCGCAUUCUGAUUCAUACCGGCACGCUUAAUUUUGCAGCACGAGUAAAAAUAGACUGACUAAAGACAGACCAUUUCUCACUGAGGAUAAACUUUCUUGUUUCCAUUGUAAGUAAAAAGUUUCACAGAAGUGUCAUUAGACUUAACACAAUUUAAUAAAGCUGAAAAGUUUUUUUUUCCUUUUAAAAUAUUAUAAAUUGCAGUUUUCAUUGCAUUUUUCUGUUUUUAUACAUAUGCGAUGUCUGUAAAAUAAGCUCCAGUAUUGAAAAGUUGUGGAUUGAAAUACAUUCUUAUAAACACAUCUUAGUAGAAGUUGUAACCUUGAAUACUGGAUAACAUUACUUUAUUUACCACCAGUUAUGCUUAACCAAAAUAUAAAUUGUUUUUUAUUCUCUCAGCAUUAGAAUCCUGAGUUGUAGGUAAUAUUUUUUUUAAUUAAAAGAAGAAAAAACUUCAAUAGCAACUUUUAAUUAAAAUUACAUGAAACAUCUUUUAUUUAAUGAAUCUUUUUUAGCACAUGCUGUACAAUUACAAAUGUUUUCAUUUCUUUCAGUUACAAAAUAUUUUAUGUUAUAAUCAGAGCGAAGUAAGUUUUCUUAGUUUUGAAGUCAAUUUGGUUUAAUUGCAAGUAUGAAACAUAUAGAUAAAGUAGUAUAAAUUGUUUCGUAAAAUAAUUUUUUUGUAUUUAAAUCUAUACUUUUUUUAAGCUUUCAUCAUUUUAUAAAUCUUAUAUUUAUGUUACCCAUGUAUAAUGUAAUGUAUAUAAUGAUAAUUUUUUAAAUGAUUACUACUUAUUAUAAAUUUUGUUAAUCACAUUUGAAUGUCUUAGAUUGUAUAAUUAACCAAACUUUUGAAAAAUAAUACAAAAGAUCACUCUAAUUAUUAAAAUAUCGAAAUUACUAAACUAUUAUUAAGGUUUUUUUUUUUUUUAAAUUCUAAAAACAAUAUUUUGCUAAUUUAUUAUGUUAAAUAAUGAAAUAUGCAAAUAAUUUUAAUAUGUCAUUAGUACUAACUUUUCAGUUCAUGGAUAUUCAUGAUAUAAUUAUCUCAUUUUGAGAUGUUCAUGUAUGUAUAAGUGUGCAACUAAGAUAUUUAUUUAUAGUCCUUUUCUUAUAAUGGUUCGGUGCAAUUUAAAUGUCUUGUCUAUUGUAUGUUUUUGUAUAUGGUUAAAAAAAAUGCACUUUAUUUAAUAUUAAACUUUGUUUAUAACAUUAUGGUUGAAGAAAUUAAUUUAAAAAAAACUUGCUUAAGCCAUUCUUUAAAAUUUUCUUAUACCUUUGGAAUUUUUUUUAAAAAGCAAAAUAGGAUUGCAUCUAUUAUAAUCAUGUUCAUGUGGAGAGAAUUAUUCUUGUAUUUCAUGAAAAAAUAAAAAUGUUCAGCAUUUUUA